This is a messenger RNA of Dermacentor andersoni, 1996 nucleotides long. RefSeq names its product lithocholate 6-beta-hydroxylase-like. Gene Ontology annotation, molecular function: oxidoreductase activity, acting on paired donors, with incorporation or reduction of molecular oxygen; monooxygenase activity; heme binding. The record is from RefSeq and is a predicted model, not a curated record. Lineage: Eukaryota; Metazoa; Arthropoda; Arachnida; Ixodida; Ixodidae.
ACAACAAACCGCAGUGUGUCGGCAAGAGAGAGGCUCAUAACUCCUUGCGGCGCGAAUCUUUGCGCACACGCGGUGUUAACCUUCACGCACUUUAGCUAUGCUUGUACCGUUGGUAUCGAGUUUGUUCAUCGUGUUCACAGCCUGGUUCGUCAUACAACGCAAGAGACGCCUGUCUUUCUUCAGGGACCUUGGGAUUCCAGGACCACCACCCAGCUUUAUUUCUGGAAAUCUUUCAGAACUUAUUCUUAAGGGAUCAGCAGCUGCAUUCAAAGAAUGGCUAGAAAAGUAUGGAGACUUCAUGGGGUUCUACAAUGGUGCCUUUCCGGUUCUUAUCAUCAAGGAUCCCGAGCUAAUCAAGAAAAUACAGAUAAAGGAUUUUGGCAACUUUCAUAGCCGAGGCGUGUCAUCAGGUUUCGCACGGGUACAUCCCAUCAAUAAGCAGAACCUGGUCAACACUCCGGGUGACCGCUGGAAGGAGAUGCGCAGCCUCCUCACGCCUGCCUUCACGACGAGCAACAUGAAGAAGAUGGCAAGCCUAAUGGACGACUGCACCAACGAGUUCCUCGGCGUCCUCAAAUCCCUUCAUUCGCAAAAAAAGGUGUUCGAGGCUCGCGAGCUAUUUCAGAGGCUGACGGCCGAUGUGAUAAUUCGGUCGGCGUUUGGCCUGAAAUCAGAUUUGCAGCAGAAGAGGGAGGCAAGCAAGAGUGCAAGUGAGUCGCUCUUUCGGGACAGCUUGAGGAGUUUCGACCAAUUUCGGUGCGCCUGGACGAGUUUCUUCACUGCCUGCUUUCCCGAGUUUGCUCCUCUGUGGAAGGUGAUCCUUUCAUUCAAGGCACGCUAUAGCAAGACGGCCACUGACAACAUCCUCGACGACAUUACUCCCAUUCUACAGUUCCGCCGUAAAAACAGAGAGGCGACCAGGAACGACAUCUUACAGCUCAUGCUUAAUGCCGAAGUGGAAGAAGGCGCAGCCGUCAACGUGCACUCGCUGACAAUAGACUACGACGCAGACUCCGCGUCGGAAAAAAACGAGCCAGCGAAGAUUGGCAAGAAUAAAAAGAAACGCUUCCUGACCAACGAGGAAAUCUUGUCGAAUGGCCUCGUUUUCUUUAUAGCAGGCUUUGAGACAACGGGCACAGCAAUGUCUUUCAUGGCCUACCUGCUCGCAAAACACCCGGAUAUCCAAGAUCGGCUCCGCGACGAAGUCGUGGCGGUGCUUGAGAGAGAUGGGUCAUUCACGUAUGAUAACGUUUUUGGUAUAAAAUACUUGGAUCAAGUGAUAUCAGAAUCUCUUCGCUACUAUUCCCCUGUUGUUGGGUUCACGACACGGAGGUGUGCACGCGAUUACGCUCACAACGGUAACACCAUACCGGCUGGAAUCAGCGUACUCAUUCCAAGCUACCACAUGAGCCAUGACCCUACCUUUUGGGAGGAACCGGAAAAAUUUGAUCCUGACAGGUUUAGCACCGAAAACAAAGGACAAGUAGACCCCAUUGUGUACCAACCAUUUGGACAGGGACCACGUAACUGUAUUGGGAUGCGUUUCGCUCAGCUUGAGAUGAAAUUGACCAUGGCCAAGACUCUCGCAAAAUACAAGUUUGUGCUGGAUGAUCGUCAUGUCAAUGAGAAAAGCUUGGAGAUUGGAUCGUCUUUCAUCUUUGCGUACCCUCAGAAUGGAAUUUGGCUCAAGCUUGAAGAACGCCUCUGACCACAUAAUGCGAACGUCUAUUACUGCUACUUAUUCUAGAACGCGUCGGCAAAGUCGAAGCGAAAAGUCGUGUGUCGCAUAGUCCAAAGGAAAUAAAAUAGAAGCUCUUUCUAUGGUAACAUGAAUAAGCGACGAAUGGUGUAGGGCGGAAUAAGAACCACUGCAAAAGAAAGAAGAGCUAAAUUGUUCUUUGACGACAUGCCACCACGUUCUCACAACAAAUCCGACUUGCCAUUUAGGUACGUAUAGCAUAUGUCCACAAUAAUAAAGGUGCCUUUUUCUACGCCA